GCCGCCCAUCAGGGAGCCGAACAUGCCCGAAAAGCGCGAGAAGAAGGACGAGAAGGAGAAGCGGCGCAAGAAGGAGAAGAAGGAGCCUGUAAUACGUACGGAGCGCGAAUCCGUCGAUAGUAGCGAGAACCGGGCGGCGAUGGCAGAUAACCCGACCGGCGACCCCGACGCGCCGUUUCGUUACGAGUGGGGCGUGAAACUCGCCGAGGAGGAACCGGCCGGCGAUAAGGAUAACUCCGCCGAAAAGGGCCAGCGAUACGUCACGAAGCGGCUUUGGGGAGUGAACCUGACGCAGCCGAAGCCGGAUGUCGGAGGUGCCGAGAGUCCCGGGGGAGCCGCGCACCGGAACGCCUCUCAGACCGUCGAGAGCGGCGAUACCGCGGCGAAAGUUGAAGAGACGGAGGAGGCUUGGAAGGCUCUCUCGACGCCGAAUGAGGAUCGCUCACCGGCGAGCAGCGAUCUCGUCAAGUCGCAGCGGGAGACGACCGAGGCGAGUUCGCCGACGCGUUUCCAAGUUCUCCGGAGGAUCAUGGAAGCGGUGCCGAGCGCGUCGAGGGAGACGACCGGCGACGACUGCAACGCGCCGGAGGAAGCGGCUACGGACGUCGAGAUCGCCGCUUGGCGCAGUCUCGCGGACAAAUCCAAGCCGGCCAUACAGGCCAUCCUGUCGGCCAUGCGGCCCGAGAUGCUGGAGAGGGUGUCCAUCCGUCCGGAAGCGCCGCGACCGAAAUUAGACGUGCGAGUCGUGAGAUCCGUCGAGGACAUUUCGGAGGACGACAAGGACCAGCAAUCCGCCGGCUGCAAGCUGAGCUCCAUCGGCCUUAAGCACGUGGAGAUACCGAAUAUGGAUAAUUACUCGCCCAGCAAGAAGCUGCACACCGCGAGUGCGCAUCGCGCGCUUUGGGAUUCGAACGGCGUCGCCCUCUCGGUGAACUCGACCUCCGCCGAGGAAAUCGCGGGAAUGAAAAAGCCGAAGAUCACGUUAACCUUCUCCACGAAUUCCGAGGAUUCCAAGGAGGAGGAGAUUAACGACGAUCAUCGACAGGACGGACAACGUAUCUGCUCGAGUCGGCAAAAUGGACGACAAAGCGACUGGAAAAGCCUCGAAGAGGAGAAGUUGAGCGAUUCCGACACGAGUAAUUCGUCGGAAAAAGUCGAAGCAACUCCGUCACUCGCGGAAUCCCAAGCAGCUUCGACCAACGAUUUCACCGAGAGCUUCGCUGUCGCGGACAAGGAGAUAGAAACGUCCACGAAGCAACCUCAGGGCGCCGAUCGCCCCGCGCGAGAAGAGGAAUCUCGCGUCGAGGAGGUUCGCGGCGAAACGCAGGGAAGAAGCUCCGAGGAUUCUCACGUCAGCCGUGAUCGCGCAGAAAGAGGAUACGACAAGGACGCUCCGGACGUUGCAACCACCGACGACGGUCCGAGGAAAUCGCACGAGGCCGGCGAAUCUAGGUUCGCGAGCGCUAAGAACCUCCUUCCCGAUUCUAACGCGGAGAAUCCGAGCGACGACGAUGACGAGCAGUACGUCACCGACGGCGAUUACGUGCGAGUAUACGGCGACCCCUAUCCUUACAGCAAGGAGAACCUGGACAAGUGGCGGAUGCCGGUGUCCAGGAGCCUGCUCUACAAGCCGAUCAAGCGGGGAGCCCUUCCCUCCGAGCGGUCAACCCCGAGGAGGAACGCUAACGACGCGUGUGCCAACACCGCCAGGCGGUCGUGCGGUUCUCACGCCGCUGGAACGAUUUUGACGAUGAGGAGCUCGCGGAGGUAUCUGUAAAAAUCACAAGCGUCACCAAUCAUGAAUCAAAAUUGCAGAUAUGACGUCCCCGAGUUGCCAA
This is a messenger RNA of Dinoponera quadriceps, 1838 nucleotides long. RefSeq lists its product as uncharacterized. The transcript has 2 exons. Lineage: Eukaryota; Metazoa; Arthropoda; Insecta; Hymenoptera; Formicidae. The record is from RefSeq and is a predicted model, not a curated record. Bases 23 to 1777 code for a protein of 584 amino acids.